This is a messenger RNA of Cicer arietinum (chickpea), 1495 nucleotides long. Its product is annotated as transcription factor MYBS3. Gene Ontology annotation, molecular function: DNA binding; zinc ion binding. The record is from RefSeq and is a predicted model, not a curated record. Gene Ontology annotation, biological process: response to gibberellin; response to ethylene. NCBI's taxonomy places the organism in Eukaryota, Viridiplantae, Streptophyta, Magnoliopsida, Fabales, Fabaceae.
AACCUAAUCAAAAUAUAACAAAUCAAAUCAACCUCUUUAUUUCACCAAAUCUCUUCAACUUCUUACUCUUACGCGACCAUGACCACAAUCACAUGUUUAUCAUCGGUACCCAACGUGAGCUCAACGCAAGUGUAACUACAAUCACAUCAAUAAUAUUUAACCCCAACACCUAAACGUGAACUCAACGCAACCACAAUUAAAACAUAUAUUCAAAAUAUAACAAAUCAAAUCAGUCUCUUUAUUUCACCAAAUCUCUUCAACUUCCUUCUCUUUCUUUUCAUCUUUGAUGAAAAGAUUAGAGAACGAAACACUUAUUUGCUCUUUAUCUCUUAAUUUGGAUUUCUAGAUUAUUUUCCUUUUAUGAAUUGAUUGAGUAUUACUUUUAUUUCUGUGAAAAUUAAUAUGUCUCAGUCCCGAACGUGCUCACAGUGCGGCAACAAUGGCCACAACUCUCGAACUUGCAACAACAAAGAGAAAAUAAUCAAGAUUUUUGGCGUUCCAGUCAUCAGAGCAAACAACGAUAACAACUCUUUUAGGAGAAGCGCCAGUCUGAACAACCUGACCCAAUACGAACAAUUGCCACCUCAACAAUCCAACGUCGUUGAUGUCGGUUACAUCUCUGACAAUGUAGUCCAUGCAUCUGGCCGUGCCCCCGAACGCAAACGAGCUGUUGCUUGGACGGAGGAAGAACAUAAGUUAUUUCUGUUGGGAUUACAAAAGCUUGGUAAAGGUGAUUGGCGAGGAAUAUCAAGAAAUUUUGUCAAAACUCGCACACCAACUCAGAUAGCAAGUCAUGCUCAGAAGUAUUUCCUCCGCCGUCAUAACCAAAACCGCCGCCGUCGAAGAUCUAGCCUAUUUGACAUUACCACUGAUACGGUGAUGAAAUCUUUGACUAUAACGGAAGGAGAACAUUCUGAGCAAGAAACGGUAAUGUCACCGCCGCCACCUACCCCCAACGCAUAUACGCCGUCGCAUUACGGCGGCAUUCCAAGGAUAACCCCAACGUUGCCUCCUUCUUCAAAGAUGUCUACUUUGAAUUUGAAUGAAAAAGCUUCUUCUUCCAUUGAGCCUCAACCAUUGUCAUUGAAGCUUCAACCUUCGUCGCUUUCUAAGGAUAAUUCACCGGAAAAUAGUGGCCAUUCGAUAUCGUCGUCUUCUUCUUCGGCUUAAUUUUUAGACUAUGCUUGCAUGGGAGUACAACAAUGGAGAUGGUGAUAGUAUUUUCAGUGUUGUCUUCAAAUAUAGAGUGAUUAAGUUUAUUCUUAGUUACUUAAUUAAGUAGGGAGGAUAAUUUAUUUAAGAGGGAGGGGGUACAAUGGUACAUGCAUGAACUAUGAGUAUGAUUAUGAUAAUUAUGAUUAAGAAUAAAAAAGAUAGUGUUAGAUUAUGUAGGUGAUUAGUCGUAUUAAUUAAUGGUUUUGGUGGACAUGUUUUGAUGAGGAGAUAUUAUAUGGAGAAAGAGAAAAUUGAUUGGCAUAUUCUAUUUUUUUUUUAA